UUCAUCUUCUUCUUUUACUGCUAUAAUGCCGGUAUCCUCUGCAGAAGACCUAGAAAACGCUAUUGCAGACGUCAAGAAUGGGGUCUGUUUGAAGGCCGCCGCGAAGAAGAACGGAGUACAGUGGGGUUCCAAAAGUCCUGCAACGCCACGCUGUCACGGGCCAGGGACGAGAAAUCGUUCCACAGCUCAGGGGCACUUAGGAACUUCUUUCUUUCUUCUUCAUCUUUGAUGUCACGGGCCAGGGCCCAUAUCCUUGCGGCUGUGCCGCAAGACGUAAGAGGCUCGUGCGCGCCAGGGACGGGAAAUCGUUCCACAGCUCAGGGGCAUUUGGGAACUUCUUUCUUUCUUCUUCAUCUUUGAUGUAAAUAGCAUCCUGGA
Molecule: messenger RNA, 378 nt
Organism: Ilyonectria robusta
Lineage: Eukaryota; Fungi; Ascomycota; Sordariomycetes; Hypocreales; Nectriaceae
Exons: 1
Coding region: 26-229 (67 amino acids)
Source: RefSeq, a predicted model, not a curated record